GGCCCGGCCCGCCCUCGGCGCCGUUUCCAGCCGGCGGCGUUUGGCGGGCGCACGGCGGGAGCUCUGAACGGGAGGCGGCGGGAACGGCUCCGGGAUGUCGGUUAAGAGAGCAUUAAAUUUGGACUCUGUUAAAAAAGAUAACCCACCUGAUGCAACCCCUCAGAAGGCCAAAAGGAGCAAUCUGAGCUCCUACUCCCCGACCACAGGCACGCGCCAGAUGAGUCCCUUUUCCUCUCCCAUGAGCCACAGUGCACAAAUUCCCAGGAAACCCCCAGCAGAGGAUGGGAACGAGCAGAGCAAUUCCAAGAGCAGAUUAUCCAGGAGAGGGCAGCCUCAAACAGAGCAUGAUGUGUUCCUGGAGCUGCAGUCCCAAGUGAGAAGUUCCUUGCCCAGAGUCCUGAAAAUAAGAGCAAAUCUGACAAGCCUGAAGGCUUUGGAGGGCAGUAGAGAGCUGGAAAAUAUCAUCGGAGUCUCACACUCGUCUUGUAUCCUGAGUGCUGAGCUGCAGAAAACCCAAGCGCUGGUGAGUCAAGCAGAAAAACUGCAGCUGUUGAAAGCAAACCAUGGAGAAGUCCCUGCCCGAGGGCACAUCCAGAGUGCCGGGAGUGCUGCAUUCCUGAACUCACUUCUGGACAGAAGGAAGGAGCCCCUGGGCCUGCUCCCAGCCUUGCCCAGCACCAGGGCACUGCCAGAGUGACUAGGACCAAGGUCCUUCUUGUAAACCAUGUGCAGAGAGCUCUGGGAUGUCCUGCAGGCUGCAAGGGCCUAAGGGCAAUCAGUUAUUUCUCUGCACGAGGCAUUUGUUCCUGGUUUGUUGAGCUCCAUGACAAAGUGACUGUAGAAACUCUGCUCCCCCACUAAAACAUCCUAUGGUGUUUCUCCUCA
Messenger RNA from Corvus hawaiiensis (hawaiian crow), 885 nucleotides. It is a transcript of the gene ITGB3BP, whose product is annotated as integrin subunit beta 3 binding protein. The record is from RefSeq and is a predicted model, not a curated record. NCBI's taxonomy places the organism in Eukaryota, Metazoa, Chordata, Aves, Passeriformes, Corvidae. The coding region runs from base 95 to 697 and encodes 200 amino acids. Gene Ontology annotation, cellular component: nucleoplasm. The transcript has 8 exons. Gene Ontology annotation, biological process: regulation of DNA-templated transcription; CENP-A containing chromatin assembly.